Amborella trichopoda is the source of this 1523-nucleotide messenger RNA. Lineage: Eukaryota; Viridiplantae; Streptophyta; Magnoliopsida; Amborellales; Amborellaceae. The record is from RefSeq and is a predicted model, not a curated record.
CAACAGAGAUUGCUGGGAAAAUUGUGAUUUUGGCAAAUGCAUUAGGUUACAAUUGUUAUAAACCAAUAUGAUUUGGAAUUUUCAAAAGAAUGUGUCUAUAGUUACCAACAAAUAAUUGAUGUAACAAAAUGUUACAUUGUAAUGUGUCUAUAGUUACCUACAAAUAAUUGAUGUAACAAAAUGUUGCAUCGUAUAUUACCUGAGAUGAUAAGAGCCCAAUGAAGGGCUGGACAAAAUCUGUUGGGCAGAGUAAUGCACACAAUAGCACAGUGAACUAUUAUGGAAUCUGGACAAGAUUUAGGAAAAGGGUGAUUACUUGAUUCAUGACUCAAAAUUCAGAAUUUCAAAUUUAUUAACAUGGCCAUGUUAUCCUCUUUAUUCCAUGGAAUAGCCAUUGGAGAAGUUGAACCCAGCUCUAUAUAGAACAACUUUAAUUGUUCACUUUCUGUUGGAGUUCUCUGUGGUUUAGACUGCUUUACUAUGCAUGAGUACAAAGCACCAUUAAUUUGUUUUAUAUUUUAGUUUGUAGACAGCUGGACUGUAUAAAAUAUAAUCACCCACUUCCUUUGAAAUUUCUGAAUUAGUUGCAACCAUGGCUACUCUUGGAUGCUAUAGCAUGCACAGAAACAGUUACUAGGACCUAAUUCUAGUAUAACAAUGUGCCAACAAAGACCUAAUGUUUAUGUUUAUGUUCUACCAAUAGAUACACUGGAAAUUUUUGAAGCUUAGAAUAGUUCUGAUACUCCCAAACAAUCCUGGAUGGGCAUUAAUCCUGGAGGGCAACUUUUGCAUCUCCCUGUCCAUUCUACCAGUCAAUAGCGGACAUUAAGACAAUCCUGGAAUUAUAAUGGAACUAAUUUGUGCAUUAUAAUGAACUUCUGAAUAUUCUCCUGUAAUUGUCCUUGCAUGCACCAAUUGAUCAAGCUUACAGGUCAUCUGCCAAAAUGACAAACUUGGGGCGGAUAAUGGAUACUUAUGGGCCAAAACUUCUAGGACACUCAUAUUGUGAUCCCAUUACAAGUUAUGACAAGUUUCAUCAGUUCUCAGUCCUUCAUCCAGAGAUUUAUUGGUCCAUUGUUUUAAGAGAACUUUCACUCACAUUUCAUAGAGGUCCAGAGCGUAUUCUCAAUACUGGAGACAGCUCAAGGCACAGGGGCAUUUGGUUGCAAGGUUCUCUCCUGAAUAUUUCUGAGUGCUGUCUCUUGCCCAUGGAAAAUCUGAACAAGCAUGAUGAUAAUGUAGCUGUUGUAUGGAGAGACGAGGGUCGUGAUGACUUCCCCAUUAAUCAUAUGACUUUGAGAGAACUGCGAGGUCAAGCAAUGAGUGUGGCAAAUUCACUCGAUGCCAUAUUCUCCAAGGGUGAUGCAAUUGCCAUAGACAUGCCAAUGACAGUAAAUGCAGUUGUCAUAUACCUUGCAAUUGUUCUAGCGGGAUUUGUUGUUGUGUCCAUUGCAGACAGUUUUGCAGCAAAGGAAAUUGCAACACGCCUGCAUGUGUCUAAAGCAAAGGGCAUCUUCACACAG